Molecule: messenger RNA, 574 nt
Organism: Myotis brandtii (Brandt's bat)
Lineage: Eukaryota; Metazoa; Chordata; Mammalia; Chiroptera; Vespertilionidae
Product: E3 ubiquitin-protein ligase RNF115-like
Exons: 2
Coding region: 57-311 (84 amino acids)
Source: RefSeq, a predicted model, not a curated record
GCUUUAUUGAAGAAGUGACAGAUGAUUCCAGUUUUUUAGGUGGUGGUGGCAACUGGAUGGACAAUAGCACAUCAACACAUUUUACAGAGUUCUGGCGCAAUUUGGACCACACGAUGAUUAUACAAGAUUUUAGACCAUUUCUAAGUAGCAAUGCACUGGACCAAGAUAAUAGAGCCAAUGAGAGAGGUCACCAAACUCACACUGACUUCUGGGGACCAAGUCGACCUCCACGGUUGCCAAUGACUCGGAGAUACAGAGCACAAGGAAGCACUCGUCCUGAUAGAUCCCCAGCAAUUGAAGGAUUAAUAUAGGUUUAUCAAAAAUUCAGAAACAAAUGAAAGGGAUAUCAAUAUAUUGGAUGACAUUAGGAUUCAAAAAGACCUCAGCAGAUUGGAGCAGUGGACUUGAUAUGAAAUUUAAUAGGAAUAAGCAUAGAGUCUUGUGACUGCCAAAAACAGUCAUGCAACAAAUGUCUAUUGAGUCUUUCAUGCUACAGCAUUUGUACUAGACACUGGGGAUACAUGUGAGUCACACCAUUGCGUGGUGGCUCCUUAUCUCUUGGAUCCCAUUUACU